Messenger RNA from Aphidius gifuensis, 619 nucleotides. Its product is annotated as 40S ribosomal protein S19-like. The coding region runs from base 65 to 529 and encodes 154 amino acids. The transcript is spliced from 3 exons. Gene Ontology annotation, molecular function: RNA binding; structural constituent of ribosome. The record is from RefSeq and is a predicted model, not a curated record. Lineage: Eukaryota; Metazoa; Arthropoda; Insecta; Hymenoptera; Braconidae. Gene Ontology annotation, biological process: ribosomal small subunit assembly; translation. Gene Ontology annotation, cellular component: cytosolic small ribosomal subunit; ribosome.
UUGGUCUCUAUCUUUGUCUUUCUCUUUCUCUUUUCGGUCUUUCGCGUGUCCCAACGUUGCAAAGAUGCCAUCCAUCACAGUCAAGGACGUUGAUCAACAAUUAUUCGUGAAGGCUUUUGCUGCCUUCUUGAAAAAAACUGGUAAAUUGCCAGUACCAGAAUGGGCUGAUAUUGUCAAAACAGCUCGUUUCAAGGAAUUGGCACCAUAUGAUCAAGAUUGGUAUACCAUUCGUUGUGCUGCAGUUGUCAGACAUAUUUACAUGCGUAGUCCAAUUGGUGUUGGUGCAGUUACAAAAAUUUUUGGUGGUCGUAAACGUAAUGGUACACAACCAAGUCAUUUUUGUAGAUCAUCUGGUGGUAUUGCUCGUAGAGCAUUACAAAGUCUUGAAGCUUUGAAACUCAUUGAAAAAGAUCCACGUGGUGGACGUGUUCUUACUGCAGCUGGACGUCGUGAUCUUGAUCGUAUUGCUGCUCAAAUUAAAGCCAAAAGCAACAGUCAAAUGAAAAUGCAAGAAACUCUUGUUCUUUAAAUUAAAUUAAAAAAAAAAAUCUACAUAGUUUUUGUUUUUUAAUUAUUAAUUUAAGAAAAUAAAAAAAGGCUAAAAAAAAAUAAUAAACAA